Messenger RNA from Peronospora matthiolae, 639 nucleotides. Lineage: Eukaryota; Oomycota; Peronosporomycetes; Peronosporales; Peronosporaceae. The record is from the annotation of a GenBank genome assembly.
AUGCCGUCGGCACAGCUGGAGCAGCAGUUCCAGGCGCGUAUCGCCCAAGCGAAAGAGGCUGCGCGCUUGGCGUCUAUUGCUGCAUCUGCGCGUGCGUCUUGCCCAUUGACUGGUACUUCUCUUGCGCCGAUUGCACCAGUUUCGACGACGUUUCAGUCGUCUGCGCCAGUCGCCGAGUCUUUUCAACUGGAAACGAUCCCUUUCGACGUGAAAAAUCGCGUUGAUCGACUUGUGGAGUUCGUAGCGCGGAACGGAAUCGCGUUCGAGCUUACGGUCAAGCAACGAGAGCAGAACAAUCCGGAUUUCGCGUUUUUGAACCCGGGAGGACCCUUUUCUGACUAUUAUGAGUGGAAGAAACAGCAGCAAAUGGAUGGAGCUCCAGUGUCGAGACAAGGUCCUGUGCUAGGCAGUGCUUUUCCUGCCGCAUCAGUACCGACGGACGUUCUUGGGGACAUGUCGGUUGGUGCAAUGGCCAAUGUCUGCAAGUUUGCCAAAGUGAGGGGAGUGCAGCCAUAUGCACCGAUCCCUCCAGAAGUUAUUUUGCGUGUGGGAAGUCUGCCGCCCGUGGAACCAGCAAGACUGGAGGUUCGGCUGAUGGAGUUUUAUCGGGAUGAAGGGGGAAGCUGUCGACGAGACUGA